Messenger RNA from Exophiala aquamarina CBS 119918, 1071 nucleotides. Its product is annotated as 1-aminocyclopropane-1-carboxylate deaminase. The record is from RefSeq and is a predicted model, not a curated record. Gene Ontology annotation, molecular function: D-cysteine desulfhydrase activity; 1-aminocyclopropane-1-carboxylate deaminase activity; pyridoxal phosphate binding. Bases 1 to 1071 code for a protein of 356 amino acids. NCBI's taxonomy places the organism in Eukaryota, Fungi, Ascomycota, Eurotiomycetes, Chaetothyriales, Herpotrichiellaceae. Gene Ontology annotation, biological process: amine catabolic process. The transcript has 2 exons.
AUGGUGGCUGCUGGAAAUCUUGACGUCCGGUUGCCCGAACCAUUUGCUAGCAUCCCUCGGGAGAACUUCUUGUUCGGCCCUUCGCCAAUCCAAUACUUGCCGCAGAUUUCCAAGGCUCUCGGAGGGAAUGUGGAGGUUUAUGCUAAACGUGAAGAUUGUAAUUCUGGCCUCGCAUAUGGGGGAAACAAAACUCGAAAACUAGAAUAUCUCGUUCCCGAAGCACUAGCUCAAGGAUGCGAUACAUUAGUCAGUAUCGGUGGUGUACAGUCGAACCACACUCGACAGGUUGCAGCGGUUGCCGCCAAACUAGGAUUGAAAUCGGCACUCGUCCAGGAACACUGGGUGAACUGGGAAGAUCCUGGCUACACCAAAGUUGGCAACAUUCAGCUCUCACGCCUUAUGGGAGCAGACUCGCGCUUGGACCCUUCAACGUUCGGCAUUGAGCACAAAAGCUCGCUCCAGACUCUGACUAACGAGGUUGUAUCCAAGGGAGGCAAACCUUACUAUAUUCCCGCUGGUGCUUCAGAUCAUCCCCUCGGCGGCCUAGGCUUCGCUAGAUGGGCGUUCGAGGUUGAGCAGCAGGAAAAGGAACUUGGAAUAUUCUUCGACACCAUUAUCGUCUGCGCUGUGACUGGCUCGACGUUUGCCGGUAUGAUCGCAGGGUUUAAACUAGCCCAGAAAAUGGGUUCAAGGCCUCGCAAAAUCAUUGGAAUCGAUGCGUCAGCCAAAGUUCAGGCGACCUUUAAUCAAGUGCUUCGCAUUGCCAAAGCUACGGGUGUUAGAAUAGGGCUUCGUGAAGAUGACAUCACUGCUCAGGAUGUCAUUCUUGAUGAUCGAUAUCACGCUGGUUGUUACGGUAUCCCAGACCAACAGACAAUAGACGCCAUGAAAUUCGGCGCUUCUACCGAAGCAUUCAUCACUGACCCCGUGUAUGAAGGGAAAAGCCUUGCUGGCAUGAUAGAUAUUAUAAGGAAAGGGGAGAUUGCUAAAGGGAGCAAAGUGUUAUAUGCACACCUUGGUGGACAGCUUGCACUGAAUGCAUACUCAUGUCUCCGAGUCAGCAAGCUAUAA